GAAGAAGAGAGAGAGAGACACAGAGAGACACAGAGAGAGAAGCAGAGAGAGAGUUCUUGAGAGAGAGAGAGAGACCGUUAAUUUCCGUUAAUAUAUGAAGGAAUUUUGAGAGAGAGUUGGGUAAAAUGGUUACAGACCAAGAGCUUUCUCAAGCUAUUCAAUGUCUUCUCCGCGACUCCGCUUCUGCUGCAAACCCUAGCGCUUUCUCCUCGCUUAACGCCGUCGUUCAGGAGCUGGAGACCAAGCUCGGCCUCGACCUGUCUCACAAGGUCGAUUUCAUCCAUGCCCAGAUCCAAUUCCUCCUCCGUUCUCACCCUUUACAUCCUCAACACCACCACCGCCACCACCAACCACCGCCACCACAGCCGCCGCCGCCGCCGCAGAAAGAUCUCUUUACCCUUCAUCAAACCCCUAAUUUCCAAUCUGCCCCUUCCCCCACUUCCUCGGCUUUCCAUACUUUCACCGCUCAGCCGCCGCCGCCUAAGCCGGACACUGCCGUCGCUCCCACUCUUGCGCCUUCUGACCCGCCCAAGGAAAGUACCCAAACUAAAACUAAGAGAAGAGGAGGCCCGGGGGGUCUAAACAAGCUCUGUGGUGUUUCUCCUGAACUUCAGGCUAUUGUUGGGCAACCAGAAUUGCCAAGAACUGAGAUAGUGAAACAGCUAUGGGCAUACAUCAGGAAAAACAACCUACAGGAUCCGAGUAACAAAAGGAAAAUAAUAUGCAAUGAUGAGUUGCGGUUGGUAUUUGAAACAGACUGCACCGACAUGUUCAAAAUGAAUAAGUUGCUAGCCAAACACAUCAUCCCUCUUGAACCUACAAAACCAUCAAGUUCUAAGAAGGCGCGAGUGGAGAAUGAAUCUGGAAUUGGUGUAAAAGGUGCAGAAUCUAGUAUAUGUCCUUCUGUGAUUAUAUCCGAAGCUCUUGCAAAAUUUUUUGGUGUUGAUGGAAGGGAGAUGCUCCAAACAGAGGUUCUGAGAAGAAUAUGGGAGUACAUAAAAGUCAAUCAUCUUGAGGACCCUCUAAACCCAAUGGCGGUGUUGUGUGAUGCAAAACUCCAAGAACUGUUUGGUUGCGAAAGCAUUUCUGCUCUUGGAAUCCCAGAAGUUUUAGGCCGCCACCAUAUAUUUAGGAGAUCAUGAUAGCUAAUCUACUAGGAUGUUGCAGAUUGAUGGUGUUAGCGACCUAUACAUAACAGGGCGAUGUUUGGAAAAAGUCGAUAUGGUUUUUUUUUUUUCUUUUAAAUGCUGUAAUCAGUGAUGAUAAUAUUUUGCUUUUGGAUCUUAUUAUAUGUUAAGAAGGUAAGGUGUGAACUUGGGGAUGUAACAAGAUGAUGAUGAUGAUGAUGAUGGGGGCUUGUGGCAGAAUUUAUUUUGCAAUUGCCUGCCUGCCUGCCAAGUCCUUGGGUUUCCAUUUGUCUGACUUGGUUAUUUAGGUUAGAGUGACCCUGGGAGUUUCUAACAUCCAUUACACUGCUGAUAAUGAUGGGUAAAAUUAUGUUAUCUACUACUACUCUCUCACUAGUUUGUUAAAUAUUAUGUUUUCUUGUAGUCAAUUUUAGCCUUCUACUUUGCUUU
This is a messenger RNA of Momordica charantia (bitter melon), 1577 nucleotides long. RefSeq names its product SWIB complex BAF60b domain-containing protein. Lineage: Eukaryota; Viridiplantae; Streptophyta; Magnoliopsida; Cucurbitales; Cucurbitaceae. The record is from RefSeq and is a predicted model, not a curated record.